AUGACAAAUAAAUUUACCUUAUCUUUUCAUUUGAAGAAGAAAAACAAUUGAGGAGGGAGAAGAGCUAUGGCCGAAAUAGUGGAUGUGAAUCCGAAGCCGAAGAAAGGCCUGAGUUCAAAGCUCGUUGACUGGUUCGAGAAUGUUGUCGUAAAGCUCAUGUACGACUCUUCUCACUCUCACCAUUAUCUCUCCGGUAACUUUGCUCCGCUUCCGCAUGAAACUCCUCCAACGACGGACCUUCCGGUCUCCGGUUCGCUUCCUGAAUGCUUAAAUGGAGAGUUUGUUCGGAUGUGUCCCAAUCCCAAGUUCCGCCCAGUGGCUGGAUAUCACUGGUUUGAUGGAGAUGGUAUGGUCCAUGGUGUGCGCAUCAAAGAUGGAAAAGCAACAUACGUCUCCCGUUAUGUGAAAACAUCGCGUCUUAAACAAGAAGAAUAUUUUGGAGCUGCUAAAUAUUUGAAGUAUGGAGACCUUAAAGGGCUUUCUGGAUUUUUCAUGUUUAUCGUGCAAAUGCUGAGAGGAAUGCUUAAAGUAUUAGAUCAUUCGUAUGGAGGUGGAACAGCUAAUACAGCUCUCGUGUAUCACAGUGGAAAACUUCUAGCGCUUCAUGAAGUAGACAAACCUUAUGUCCUUAAAGUCUUGGAAGAUGGAGAUCUGGAGACACUUGGCAUGCUGGAUUAUGACAAGAGAUUGCAGCAUUCAUUCACAGCUCAUCCGAAAAUUGACCCAUUUACUGGUAUAGGCGAAAUGUUUUCAUUUGGUUAUGCGCAAACACCUCCAUACGUCACUUACAGAGUCACUUCAAAGGAUGGUUUCAUGCACGAUCCAGUGCCUAUAACGAUACCAGACCCCGUCAUGAUGCAUGACUUUGCCAUUACAGAAAAUUAUGCCAUUUUCAUGGAUCUUCCAUUCUUUUUCAAACCAAAGGAAAUGGUGAAGGAAAAUAAGAUGAUAUACCAAUUUGACACAACAAAAAAAGCACGCUUCGGUGUGCUUCCACGGUAUGCAAAGAAUGAGCUUCUAAUAAAAUGGUUCGAGCUACCGAGCUGCUUCAUAUUCCAUAAUGCUAACGCGUGGGAGGAGGAGGAUGAAGUUGUUCUAAUCACAUGCCGCCUUGAGAAUCCGGAUUUGGUGAUUGUCGGUGGGAAGGUCCAAGAAAAGCUUGAGAAUCCCUUAGAGGAGCUGUAUGAAAUGAGAUUCAACAUGAAAACUUGUCUAGCAUCACAGAGAAAACUCUCAGAGAAGAUGGUAGAUUUUCCAAGAAUAAAUGAGAGCUACACUGGCAGGAAACAACGUUAUGUGUAUGUAACAAGACUUGACAACAUUGCAAAAGUUAGCGGGAUUGUCAAGUUUGAUUUACAUGCUGAGCCAGAAAGUGGGAAAACAUGCAUUGAGGUUGGUGGAAAUGUUCAAGGUCUGUAUGACCCGGGACCCGGUCGAUUCGGCUCCGAGGCUAUAUUCGUCCCCAAGGUUCCUGGAAUCACUUCUGAAGAAGAUGAUGGCUACCUAAUAUUCUUCGCACACGAUGAGAAUACCGGAAAAUCAUCAGUUCAUGUGAUUGAUGCAAAAACAAUGUCACCAGAUCCAGUAGCAGUUGUUGAUUUGCCCCAUAGAGUUCCAUAUGGAUUCCAUGCCUUAUUUGUGACUGAGGAACAAUUGCAAGAACAAGCAAUGUUCUGAACUGAAGAAAUAUUUGAUGGAGAUCAGAAGAAACAAAGUUCUGCCAAUAAGCAUUGUCACACACACUGAAAUUCUUAUCAUUUAUAUAAAUAAUUAUGAUACCAAACUCUUAUCAUUUAUAUAAAUAAUUAUGAUACCAAACU
Molecule: messenger RNA, 1820 nt
Organism: Morus notabilis
Lineage: Eukaryota; Viridiplantae; Streptophyta; Magnoliopsida; Rosales; Moraceae
Product: carotenoid 9,10(9',10')-cleavage dioxygenase 1
Exons: 14
Coding region: 67-1677 (536 amino acids)
Biological process (GO): carotene catabolic process
Cellular component (GO): chloroplast stroma
Molecular function (GO): carotenoid dioxygenase activity
Source: RefSeq, a predicted model, not a curated record